Messenger RNA from Acinonyx jubatus (cheetah), 2268 nucleotides. Its product is annotated as olfactory receptor 8B12-like. Gene Ontology annotation, biological process: G protein-coupled receptor signaling pathway; sensory perception of smell. NCBI's taxonomy places the organism in Eukaryota, Metazoa, Chordata, Mammalia, Carnivora, Felidae. Gene Ontology annotation, molecular function: olfactory receptor activity; odorant binding; G protein-coupled receptor activity. The transcript has 3 exons. Gene Ontology annotation, cellular component: membrane. The record is from RefSeq and is a predicted model, not a curated record. Bases 1220 to 2152 code for a protein of 310 amino acids.
UGGUUUUACUGACCAAUAUGUUCCUGAAUAAGGACUCCAAGCCCAGAGUACACAGUUAAGGCAACUACUUUGUUUCCAACAAGAAAGUACACAAGGAACCCCGAGUGUCCCCCACUAAUGUGAGAGCUUGACCCCCGACCGGUCUCCACCCAGUUCUGGGAGAAAAACGUCCUCUAGCUGGCCAGUCUGUCAUCCACUGUGACACCUGCUUACAAGGCAGGCGUGGCAUCGACCGACAUCUGCUCACCGUCCAAGCACCAGGUCUGGGCUGAGCAGCUCCGCAAGCACGUUUGGCAGAUGCUCUCGUUUGCGUUAAAAUCGAACGUGCGCGCUGACGCAUGGCUGCUGGCCGCGGAUCUCGAAUUAGAACAAGAACUUCCUCUACUUGAGAAAGAAAACCUACACAAAACCUACACCUAACAUCAUACUUAAUGGACAAUUGUGGACAAGAAACAGUAGAGUAUAGCAUUACAGCUCUAAACUGAAGGAAGGUGAGUGACUUCCUAACCCUGUCAGUCAUGUAACAUAGCGGUUAUGAGGGUACACCUGAGAGUCAGACUGCUAAAGUCCACCUUCUGGCCGCACCCCAGUAUUUUGAGGACUUUGUUGUCUUAUCUGCAAAAUAGGGAUAAUAAUAUUGUCAUACAGCUCUUAGUGUCUAGCAUCUCAUAGGAACCACUUAAGUAGGUGCUAGCUUUAAAAAAUUAUCAUGAAACCUAAACCCACUUGAGCUAGGAGAGACUGUAAAAAUGUGGCCUCACCUUCUUGAUUUGACAGCAGUGACCCAGUGGUGGGGGUUCGAGGGGUCGCAGUGUCUUUUGACAGGACUCUCUUCAGGGAAGAGGCCCAGGGUUUAGCAAUGGAAGCACAGGCAGGAGAUAGAAGGACAUAGAACAUGGACUAACUUAAAGAUCUAAAAGAUAUCUGUCUUAUUUUUUAAUGAAUUGGGAUAUGAAUAAAUUACUGUUUUCUCUCUGGAGGCAAAGUUUAGACUCUAACUGUUCUCUCUGGAAGAUAAAGUCACUUGGGCUGUAGGACAGAUCCAUAACAAACAGUAAAAGCCUUCCUACCAUCUGUCUUAACGUUCAAAUCUCUCUGUGGAUUCCGUUCUUCAGAAUGGGGGAUGGAUCCUGGGUGAGUGGUGGUAUUUCUUUCUGUCUAACUGGUUCUCUUUUCUUUUCUCCAGACUGCCCUUGCUCCACUCAUCCCCAAGAGGAGAAUGGCAGCUAAGAACUCUUCUGUGACAGAGUUUAUCCUUACAGGUUUAACAGACCAGCUGGAACUCCAGAUCCCUCUCUUCUUCCUGUUUCUAGGUUUCUACAUGGUCACUGUGCUGGGAAACCUGGCCUUGAUAGCCCUGAUUCGGUUGAAUUCUUGCCUACACACUCCCAUGUACUUUUUACUCUUCAACCUCUCCUUAAUAGAUUUCUGCUACUCCACUACCAUCACCCCCAAAAUGCUGAAGAGUUUUGUCUCAAAGAAGAACAUCAUCUUGCAUGCAGAGUGUAUGACUCAACUCUUUUUCUUCUGCUUCUUUGUCAUUUCUGAGUCCUUCCUCCUGUCAGUGAUGGCAUAUGACCGCUAUGUAGCCAUCUGUAAACCAUUGGUGUACAUGGUCACCAUGUCUCCUCAGGUCUGUCUAUUCCUUUUGUUGGGUGUCUACGUGAUGGGGCUUUCAGGGGCUAUGGUCCAUACGGGAAGCAUAGCAAGUCUGACCUUCUGUGCUGACAACCUUCUCAAUCAUUUCAUGUGUGACAUCCUUCCUCUCCUCGAGCUGUCCUGCAACAGCACUUAUGUAAAUGAACUGGUGGUCUUCAUCCUUGUGGCCAUUGACAUUGGAAUGCCCAUUAUCACCAUCUUCAUCUCUUAUGCUCUGAUUCUGUCCAGCAUUCUGCACAUUCACUCCACUGAGGGCAGGUCCAAAGCUUUCAGUACAUGUAGCUCUCAUAUAAUUGUGGUUUCUCUUUUCUUUGGUUCUGGGGCUUUCAUGUAUCUCAAACCACCUUCUAUUUUGCCCCUGGACCAAGGGAAAGUGUCCUCUCUGUUCUAUACCAUUGUGGUGCCCAUGUUAAACCCACUGAUCUACAGUUUGAGGAACAAGGAUGUCAAAGUUUCCCUGAGGAAAACCUUGGAAAGAAAAAUAUCUUCUUGAAAAAGUAGCAUUUGAAGAAGAUACAAUGCUUUGUUUAUUGGUGUGUGUGUUUUCCAAGACAGAUCCAAGUUCUAGUUUUUUAUCUUCUGUAAAAAAGAGAAUUUUAAGUCUUUAUG